Penicillium verhagenii is the source of this 444-nucleotide messenger RNA. RefSeq names its product polysaccharide biosynthesis domain-containing protein. The transcript is spliced from 3 exons. Lineage: Eukaryota; Fungi; Ascomycota; Eurotiomycetes; Eurotiales; Aspergillaceae. Gene Ontology annotation, cellular component: cytoplasm. The record is from RefSeq and is a predicted model, not a curated record. The coding region runs from base 1 to 444 and encodes 147 amino acids.
AUGUCCAAGCCUUUUGAUCCCGAGGAGGCUGAGAAUCUGGAGGAUAUGGAGAAGCAGUUCGCCGUGAAAGCCGUUGAACACUUGAUGACAUACUGGUCGAUCCUUGAGAAGGUUAAGGGCUCACAGCUGCGCCUGACCAAGAUGGACGAUGAGAUUUACGAGUCCUUCAUGAAGGAGUUUCCCGACUUUGACCCCGCCGCGACCAUUAACGAGGAUGCCAUGAAGAGCAAGGCCGGCAAGGAAAAGUGGCGCAACUGGGUCAACCUGUACGAGAAGAAGGUUGAGGACUACAACUUCGGCACAAUCGUUCGCACUCGUGCCGAUGCCGAGUAUGAUCAGGACACCACCCUUUUCGGCGUUCGCAUGCAAUUCUACGCCGUUGAGAUCGCUCGUAACCGCGCCGGCCUCAAUGACUGGAUCUACGAGCGCUCCCAGAAGGCCUGA